Tupaia belangeri chinensis (Chinese tree shrew) is the source of this 2958-nucleotide messenger RNA. It is a transcript of the gene PEX5, whose product is annotated as peroxisomal biogenesis factor 5. The coding region runs from base 91 to 2013 and encodes 640 amino acids. The record is from RefSeq and is a predicted model, not a curated record. Gene Ontology annotation, biological process: protein import into peroxisome matrix, docking. Gene Ontology annotation, cellular component: peroxisomal membrane; cytosol. The transcript has 17 exons. NCBI's taxonomy places the organism in Eukaryota, Metazoa, Chordata, Mammalia, Scandentia, Tupaiidae. Gene Ontology annotation, molecular function: protein binding.
GUGCGGGGCGCUGGGUUUGCGGUCAGGAAGCGUUCCCACUCUCCUUUACCCUGCCAGUGCUCCUGUUCAGCCUGGGAGCUGGUGGUCACCAUGGCAAUGCGGGAACUGGUGGAAGCAGAAUGCGGGGGUGCUAACCCUCUCAUGAAGCUGGCCGGGCACUUCACCCAGGACAAGGCCCUCCGGCAGGAGGGGUUGAGGCCAGGCCCGUGGCCCCCAGGAGCCCCAGCGUCUGAGGGGGUCUCCAAGCCUUUGGGAGUAGCCUCUGAAGAUGAGUUGGUGGCUGAAUUCCUGCAAGACCAGAAUGUGCCGCUUGUAUCCCGUGCCCCUCAGACUUUCAAGAUGGAUGACCUUCUGGCGGAGAUGCAGGAGAUUGAACAGUCAAACUUCCGCCAGGCUCCCCAGAGAGCCCCUGGUGUGGCAGACUUGGCCUUGUCUGAGAACUGGGCCCAGGAGUUUCUUGCAGCUGGAGAUGCUGUGGAUGUAACUCAGGAUUACAAUGAGACUGACUGGUCCCAAGAAUUCAUCUCUGAAGUUACAGACCCCUUGUCGGUGUCCCCUGCCCGCUGGGCUGAGGAGUAUCUGGAACAAUCAGAGGAGAAGCUGUGGCUGGGAGAGCCCGAGGGAACAGCUGCCACUGAUCGCUGGUACGAUGAGUACCAUCCCGAGGAGGAUCUGCAGCACACGGCCAGUGAAUUUGUGGCCAAGGUCGAUGACCCCAAGUUGGCCAACUCCGAGUUCCUGAAAUUCGUGCGGCAGAUUGGCGAGGGGCAGGUGUCCUUGGAGUCCGGUGCAGGGUCGGGCCGAGCUCAGGCAGAACAGUGGGCAGCAGAGUUUAUACAGCAGCAGGGUACAUCAGAUGCCUGGGUUGACCAGUUCACAAGGCCAGGAAACACGUCUUCUCUCGAUAUGGAGUUUGAACGAGCCAAGUCAGCUAUAGAGUCUGAUGUCGAUUUCUGGGACAAGUUGCAGGCAGAGUUGGAGGAGAUGGCAAAACGGGAUGCCGAGGCCCACCCCUGGCUUUCUGACUACGACGACCUCACAACCGCUUCCUAUGAUAAGGGUUACCAGUUUGAGGAGGAGAAUCCCCUCCGAGAUCACCCUCAGCCUUUUGAAGAAGGACUGCGGCGACUUCAGGAAGGGGACCUGCCCAAUGCUGUGCUGCUUUUUGAGGCGGCUGUGCAGCAGGACCCUAAGCACAUGGAAGCGUGGCAGUAUCUGGGCACCACCCAGGCAGAGAACGAGCAAGAAUUACUAGCCAUCAGCGCCCUGCGGAGGUGUCUGGAGCUGAAGCCAGAUAACCGGACAGCCCUGAUGGCACUGGCUGUGAGCUUCACGAAUGAGUCGCUGCAGCGACAGGCCUGUGAGACGCUGCGAGACUGGCUGCGCUACACCCCGGCCUACGCCCAUCUGGUGGCCUCUGGUGAAGAGGGCGCUGGUGGGGCAGGACUGGGCCAUAGCAAGCGAAUCCUGGGAACCCUGUUGUCUGACUCCCUGUUCCUGGAAGUGAAGGAGCUCUUCCUAGCAGCUGUGCGCCUGGACCCUACGUCCAUUGACCCCGAUGUACAGUGUGGCCUGGGCGUCCUUUUCAACCUGAGUGGGGAGUAUGACAAGGCCGUGGACUGCUUCACAGCUGCCCUCAGUGUUCGCCCCAAUGACUACUUGCUGUGGAACAAGCUGGGGGCCACCCUGGCCAAUGGAAACCAGAGCGAAGAAGCAGUGGCCGCUUACCGCAGGGCCCUGGAGCUGCAGCCCGGCUACAUCCGGUCCCGCUAUAACCUCGGCAUCAGCUGCAUCAACCUUGGGGCGCACCGGGAGGCUGUGGAGCACUUUCUAGAGGCCCUGAACAUGCAGAGGAAAAGCCGGGGCCCUCGGGGCGAAGGGGGUGCCAUGUCGGAGAACAUUUGGAGCACCCUGCGUUUGGCGUUAUCCAUGCUAGGCCAGAGCGAUGCCUACGGGGCGGCUGAUGCCCGGGACCUGCCCACCCUCCUCACCAUGUUUGGCCUGCCCCAGUGACAGUGGGAUGGGCUGCCCUGUGAGUGUCUGUCUGGAGGGGUCCCUGCUUUGGAUGUGACUCCCUCUCCCCAAAUGGGCCUGCCAAGGGGGUGGGCUGAUGACCACAAGCGGUACGGCCUCUCGAGAGCUGCCUCGCUGUAGGGGUGGGUGGUUCACGUUCUAGUUCCUGCGUGAUUGUAGGACAGCCGGCUGAGCCUGAGCCCCGUGGUGAUUCCAGGGCCACCCAUCAGCUACACAUCUCUGCUCAUUGUGCCCUUUCUUGGUGCUGCUUUUUGGGUCGGGCCCAACAGUGUAGGGUAACUUGUCCUCAGCUGCCAUUUCUGAUGGGGUCUGCCACGUCUGCACCUGUCUUCCCCCCACUUGUCCCGGGAACUGGUAGCAGUCCAGCUUCCCUGGCAUUGUGUGUGGGUCCUUCUACCGUGCGUGGUAUUGGGGUGGGUUGGCAUUCAGAGAUUGUAUUCAGUCUGACUGUGUCCGGGAUGGGGUGUUUGGAGUUGGCCUGUUUGAAAUGUUGGAUUGGCACAGCUGAGCUGAGUUCUGGUAGGCGUGCCCUUACUUUGCCAUUCUCGGAGCUCCCCUGCCUGUGAGCUCGGGUACGCUGUGAUGCGGUAAUGCUCGCGCGUUAUCAUAGCGGUCCUGUGGAGCUCACAGGGUCAGUUGCUACAGAGAGUGUUUGGGUGUGAGGAAGGAGGAAGUUUCACUCUGAUUCGAGCCUGGGACAGUAGGUGGGCUCUGCCCUGGGGCCUUGUGGGAGCAUAGAGCGGUGGGAAGGGGGAGGUGGUGGUGAGGGCACCUCCUCUUAGAUGCACCUGUGGGUAGAAUGAGCAAAGCGGCCUAGAAAGUCAGAAAUUGCCUUCUUGCCAAAUUCCUAGCAAAGAUGGGGAUUGCUGUUACCACAAGCCUUGCUGUACGUCUUGAAAUGUUUCUAUGGGAGAGCGUUGAAAA